Molecule: messenger RNA, 10348 nt
Organism: Amoebophrya sp. A25
Lineage: Eukaryota; Dinophyceae; Syndiniales; Amoebophryaceae
Source: the annotation of a GenBank genome assembly
GUGAGCUUCUUGCUUUGCUGAUUCUGCUACCACUACGCUCGCAAUGCAGGAAAAGAACAACUUUAGCUCUUAUACUUAUAUGGAUUUUUUGUCGUACAUAAAGAUGUGAAGCCAAGUUGUAUCUUUCAGUGUCUUCUUUCAUGUAUGUCCCGUGAUUGGGUUCCUACUUCCCGCUGUUCCCCAGCUGAGUAAGAACUGAACAAUUGAGUAAGAACUAGAAGUAAAAACUAGAGGCUGUUCUUCCUGUGUGAGAAUUGUUAUUUGAGUCAUUUGUUUCCUAAAGUUCUAAACCUAAAGAACCAGCAACUGCUAGAAUCAAGUACCACCAUCUACUACAUCUUCUACCAUCAAGCUAAGAACAAGCAACAAAAUGGCGACGUCACAGAGGGUUGUUGACGCGGACAAGUCAGAUGUCCCAUUGCAGUGCAAUGUUACUGGUUUUUCUGGGCAUCUGAGCGCUCUAAACGGCACCUACUUUGCCCCAACGGACCAGAAGAACCACGAUCGCCCGUUGUUCAAAAAUUAUGCGAAGUGAUCUGGCACUUCUACUUGUCAAUGAUUGAUAGGUGAUGUUAUCUUCAUGUGUGAGUGCUAGUAGCUUUAAUAUCUGCAUCGAGAUGUAGUUGCAAUUUCCUCAAGUUCUAGCAAAGGCAAAUACAUAACGAUGCACGACCUCCAUACCUACACAUCACUCAUAGACAGAAGAUUUUAUCCAUGUUGCCAAUCUCAAUCACUAUGAAGCCAAAAUAUGUUAUCAUUAUCAUACUUUUCUACUUAAGAAACUUGAUAAUGAUAACAGAUUUUCUUUUCAUACUCACCGACCAUUUCAUUCUCUAAUCCAAGAAAGAGAAUCAAUACCAGCAGACUGGAACCGAGAGUUCGUGUAAUAUCUAUUAUUGGGACAACCGGGAUGGUCCAGAUCUUGCAGGUUGGUGGUGCGCACCGGUUGUUGGUGGGGAACAGGUUUUAAAUACAAGAUCAGUUGUAGCUUAAUAUUGCUACACAACGAUGAAUCUGAAUCUGCAUGAUCAUCUAUCCAAACACAGCGAUGAAUCUGAAUCUGCAUGAUCAUCUAUCCAAACACAGCGAUGAAUCUGAAUCUGCAUGAUCAUCUAUCAGUAGGAGCUUAUUGCUUGAUAAAAGUGCGGUUCGUGCAGGCUAUCCUUGAGGCGUGAUGUAGUUGAUAAUGGUGACGACUUAGGUUGAACAGUCUUGAAAGAAUUUGAAAAGGGUGCUGUCCAUUAGUUACGGAGUAUUGGAAGUAGUAACGAAAGUGAGAAAUGAUUUAUGAAUUAGAAUUGAUUUACCAUUUGAUGUACGUCUGGGCUCACAAACCGCACACUAAAACUAGGUCUGGGCUCACAAUCCGCAUACGGGUGAUGUGCCUCCAUCCAGCGGAUGGCGUGUUCCCUGGCACAAGCAGGAGGCCGAUCCAAACGUCCGUAUGGAGACUGGGACACCUUCAGUUAAGGCUCAAAAUAAAUGAUCUCUGUGUGUGUUCGGGAUUGUUUCCUCUCAUGUGAAAAUUUUUUGACUAUCUCAGGUUUACAUGCUCACUUUUCCUUAUAAGUCUAUCCUUCUUAGGAUCUUCAGACGUGAGCCAAAGAUAUGAAAUGUUUUGAGCUCUAAUUCAGAACUCAGUCGUCGACGUGGCAAUGACGAUGCGAGUGGCUAUGGCGCACCGAACGCUAAGCGACAAUACCAGGAGAAUGGAGGAUAUGGAAUUAUGAAUUCUGGUUGUCCUUGUGGUUUGGUUGGAUGACGAAAUUUUUUUGAAUUUUCAAUUGGUAGCUCGACUACUUGAUGCUUCUUCGUGUCUUAACUGCGACUGCCGCACUAUACUAGAGAUAGUUAAUAUAACUAUCAUAUACAUAAGGUCCCUAGGUUGGACACAUCUCAACACAAUGUAACAACUCCUUCUCUCCUCAUCUCUGAAAGGUUCUAAUAUGAUCCAGCCGCAAGCCGAUGGGCAACAGCAAAUGAGAACUUUUGCGGAUCCAACUGCUGCGAUCAAUAUGCUAACCAAGAAUGUGAAGUUCCUCACUCCCAGUCCCAACUACCGUGGCACCUUUGACUGGAAACGACAGCUUCACUACGCAGAGGAGAGCUUGAAACAGUGUAAGCUAUGAGGCUUUGAUAAAUGGAGUACUUAGAUAAGGUAUGCGAUUUUUGAUUAAAUUGAGUAUAACUGUGACUUUGAUAAAUUGAGUACUUAGUUAGAUGAUAGUACUGUGUUAUAAUGAGGAAGAACAGCAUCGCGAUGGGUUUUCUUGAAGAAAAAACCGACACCAAGAAGACACUACACAGGCUAGGUCUCCGGUACCAUGUAAUUUACCUCGCCGGGAUCAGGACAUAUGCUUACCUCACCGGGAUCAGGACAUAAGCAUUUCUUCUUUCCCACACAAACUCCAUCUCUAAGUUAAGCCAUCAAUUUCACCAACUACGCGAAAUCGGUCGACCCAAAGCAGAUCGAGCAGUGGGAAGCGAUGAUUAAAACCAAAGAAGAAGAAAUCGAAGCAAGGAAGAAAGAAUGGUAUGAUUUUCGAGCGAGUCAUUUCCACAAGAGAGUAGUUUGUCUUUGGCGGGUUUCAUCAAUUAUGAUCGAGUAUUCAUAUGUUCUCAUAUGUGUAAGUAGAUGAAUCUAAAAUUUAAAGAGAAACCUCGACAAAUAGACUGGAAAGGCAAGAAACGCAGAUAUCAUAGGACCCUCACAAAAAACUAACAACUACAGGCAAGAGGGUGCGGCAAUCGCAUUAAAGUUCUUGGAAGAGGAGUUUGAAACUGAAGCGAACGAACUCUGGACAGCGGUUGAAGCGGAAGCAAAAGAGUUCCUCGAAAAGGCGAAAGCGCAGGCUUACAUCAUCAAAAACUCGAAGGAUUUGAAGGAAGAUGAGGUACUUACACGUCGUUCUAUGGGAGUCAAGUUUAUUUUAGAGGAGCAACGAGCUGUGAGCAGGUAAUUAUAUGAGGAAUAUUGCGGUUCCAAGGGUGCCGAAUUAUAUUGUCCUUUUUUAUAAUCUUCAUGAGGUUACAAAUCGAAAUCCUAAGGUUUGUAAUAACGAACAAAAUCCUUAUCGAUCGCAAUGAACAAAUCCUUAUCCUUCCAACUGCAGGACCUCGCUAAGUCGUUAGUUUCCGAAGCUGCGGAAUUUUUAGCCGAUGGUACCACCAAACUUCAAGCUGAAUUCCAGAAGCUCAGGGAAUUUUUGAAGAAGAAUACGGAUUUUUGUGAUGCUAAGAUGAUGGAGGCAACUGCAGAAGAGACGGUUAAGCUGGCUUCGUACAGACCAAAAGUGGACGAGCUGCGAACGAAAAUGACGGAGAAAUGGUGGCUUUUUCUACACAAAUAGAAGGAUAUCUUAGAGGCAGCACACCGAAUAGAUUCAAAUCAUCAGAAGGACAUCUGAAGAUAUCUGCUGCCGGGAGGGAGUAGCGGAAUUACACCACAUGUACAAUGUUCUAACAUGACAAAAUCAGAAUCAGAAGCUUCUUGUUUAUUUCAACAUCAGCAUCAAGAUCAACUCCACCUGACAUCAUACAUCAGGUCUUCCAUCACAGAAGGGCUGAACCAAUUUCGGAUUGCGAAGGCACAUGGAAACUCGGUUCUUGCUGCUUUAGCCGUGAAAGAGGAGGCUAAGAAGGAAGCAGUUUUGAAGGAAAAGCGAGACGUUCUAUUGCGAACCGCUGACACUAAGAUUCUGGAAGCCUUGUUCUACCUCGAAGAUACAUUUACGGCAUUGCAACAGCCACCUCCUGGUUCUCCGCCUAAAGAUGCGGAUCCGGACGAAAUGGUAGAUGCAAAAGAUCAUGUGAUUCGAUUUUUCUCUGAAAUAAUUACACGAUGGAUGUGAAUUCGUUGAUCCGCUAGAUCGAAGAAGUCCUUAUCUCUUCAUUCAUCUCUCUUUUGCCUUGUUCAAGAUGUUAACUGCGCCCCACACAGGACCCGACUUCCCCCGCUGGGCGGCGACGAGAAGCUUUGCUGCAAGAAGCAGAGAUGCAGAAGGAGGCAGCUUAUAGGAAAUUAGCGGAGCAAGCUAAUGGUCUAAUAGCCCACAUUCGCGGAUCCGAAUGCAUGAAGCACCCAUGUCUUGCCGUACCAACACCAAGGGACCCUGAGUUGUCGAAGUUUAUGAAGAUGUUGCUGUUUCGUGGUUGUGAAACGAGGGAUUUAAAAUCUAGAUUGUUUUUAGUUGAACAAAAAACAAAUCAGAUUCAGAAUUACCAAUUCCAUCCUGUCCCAAUUUCACGCCUACCUCCCUCUACCAAAAAAUUUACCCUCUAUACUAAUUGCAAUUCCACCACAUCCGCUUUACACCAGUCCCUUCCUCUAACCCCCUACGUGUCCGUCUACAAUCUGCUUAUAUUGCCAGAGUUGCCCGUCUUUUAGAUGGUAUUUCUACGUGGAACCGGGAACGCGCUUUGUAUGUUGCCGAAGAAAAAUUUGAAUUGGAUGUGGCGAUUGCUAGUGCCGUCCAAAGCUACAUGGAGGGAAACAAUUUGACCGAAGCCCAGUUUUUCGAUAAGAUGGCAGGAAAUAGUCCGGAAGAAGGGAAGGGGAGCCGGUAUAGCUAGGGUUGAUAGUCGAGGAUGUCUUGGAGUUGAAUGUGAGUCUUGGAGUACUAGAGUCAAUUGAUCUUGCGUUGCAACUUCUGAAAUGCAACUUCUAAAGACGCAUGAUGACGAUGAUACAAUCAUCUCAUCAACGUGAAUCUCCCAUUUCCAUAAAAUUCAACUACCACAUCAGCACCGGUCUUCUCCCCGAGGAGAUCGUCCAAUUCCUUGACGCUGAGGGUAUUGUGACCAAGGAUCUUGCUGAACGAGUCCCGGUUUUACUGCAGAAGUGCUUGGAGGUGCGAACGCAGAGCAUUGAGAAGCCAGCUUUGCCUUCGACAGACUCUGAAGCCGAACCUGUUGAACUUGCGUCGGCGAAGCAGAGCAAAUUUGCACAAGAGAAUGAGGGAUUGAUCUUAUGCGACGACUUCUUCUUGUAUGUCGGCAAAGCGGUUUUGCUGUGUGUGAAGGAGGUACUUCUUCUAUAUUAUGAAUACUAAUAUCUUCUUGAAUGCAGCUACAGCUUCUCAAAGUUUCAGGUAGAACUAGAAGUUGACACAACGAUGAAUCUGCAUCUGCAUGAUCAUCUAUCCAAACACGUGGUCCAGGUCGUCCUCACCCAGUCGUCCAGCAACUGCAAUUUAACGGUCCCCGCAGACGUGGUCGACAAAGAGGAAUACAUCGGGAAAAUUCCUAAAGACGAGUUUUUGUCUGCGAUCGAAGCGCCAGUACGUAUUGGCAAGGUGCGCCGCGUCAAGGUUCGUCGCGACAGAGAUGGCGUUGAGGGGUAUGUCACUAUGCGACACCAAGCGACUGUGGACUUGCAUCCUCCGGGUGGGAGUUUAAGAAACUGAUUAUAAUUUACACGUGGGCCUAGAUCAUACGAAUACGAAUAAUAUGAUAAACUACCCAAAUUUUGUUUUUCUUCACUGUAGAAAGAGCUCCCUGCAAGUAUUUCUUUUUGUUAUGUACAUCGCUAAUCCCCUCCGCUGCCAUGAAAGCACCUGAACUUUUCGUUUGCAAUUUCGAUGCCCAUUUCGUCGUGAUGGAAGAAUCGCCUCUCUUUGAUGAGAACGGCAGUCAGUUGGGACGCUCGUUGCGACGACAUGAGAAGGUUGUUGUCUUAUCGUUGCAAGAAGAGUCGAACAAGCAGAAAGUGAUGAGUUUGUUAGACGGGACUGUUGCCUUUAUUACUCCGAAGACACCAGCUGGGAUCUCCGUUUUGGCCUCUCCAGGAGCCGCAGGAGGCCACGCGAGGGAUCUAGUGUUAAGGCUCAACUUUCAGAUUGGAAUCACCAUUUAGAUUGGAGUCACUGAGAUCGAAGAGGAGGCCCCUUGAGAGAAUUCCCACAGGGGAAAAUGAAGGGAAAGGGGAGAUGAGCCUUGGAGGGGGUCUCUACUUCCGUUCAGAAGAGUCGGUGACCAAUCCAAUGAAGGAUGCUGACCUUUAAUAGUGGGUCCUUUGGGCAGCAGCAUGAGUGAUAUCGAAGCCGAUACGAACUUGUUGCAAGACGCCGACAUGCAUGCCAAUAUCGCGGAUAUGUGCAAGAAUCUAGUCUUCGAUCUGAAUCAAGUCGUGACGAAGGCCUGUGCGCCAGUUGCCAAGCAGAUCGAGGCCGUGUGCGCGGAAUUGGAGACGUUGGACAAGAAGGUGCAGAAACAAGCGAACGAGUCAGUAGUAAAGCGAUUGGAGACGGCGCCGGAGUCCACUACUGUGCGAACACUGGGUGCGGAAAUUGAGAAAAAGCUGACGGAUAUGCUAGUGGAAUUGCGAUCUCACAGACCUAAAUUUCACAAAUACGAAGCGGAUUUGCAUUUAGUGUGGACACCGGAAGCGGCGAAGGCGGCUCAGGCUAACGGCGAAGUUUCGCCGACGCAUAGUCCGAGUUUGUCAGCAAAUGGCAAGCAUAAAGCGUCAAUGCUGGAGAAGCUAAGACCGCGCUUUGAAAAGCUCUUGAACACUUACAAGGAGGCUGAAAAAAGUUUGCUCGAUAAGAGAAGCGAAUGUGCAACCACUGUGCAGAGAUUAGCAGCAUUGCACUCAUCUCUGACAAGCAGAAAAACUGCGGAAGAACAUCAGGUACGUCUUAAGGAUUCUUUUAGUAUCGGAUUUGAGAACUAGUCAUUGAACAAGUUUUAUCAGGAACCUUAACUCGGUAGUUUUUUUGCGAUGGAUAAGUAUAUCAACGGUACUCAAAUAUGAUUUUCACACAGGCCAUCGUCGCUCACUGGCGCACGGAGACAUCGAAGCACGGAGAUGUUUUGCUCGCAGCCGACAAGGCUGUGCGCGUAGCUAUCCAACAACGCAUUUCGAAAACGACACCCUAUAAGGAGGCUCUCUCUGCGAUUGAAGCCGCCGAGGAGACAUCCAAUGCCCUUUCUCAAGUCAUUACCGACGUCACGGCCUGGCUCGACGCCCAUCAGCCAGUGGUGCCUCCAGCGCCAAAAGAAGAAACAGCUCCGAUGGAUGUGGAAGAAGGUGAAGAGGAUGAUGCUGAGAAAGAACCGGCAACGAAGAAAAUGAAUUAUGAUUUCGUUGGAGAUAUCAAGAUAAGAGAUAGACUUUAUUGCUGGUAGAGCACUAGUAGAGGUACUUAUAGUUACGAUAAAUCCACUGGUAGACCACUAGUAGAGGUACUUAUAGUUACGAUAAAUCCACUGGUAGACCACUAGUAGAGGUACUUAUAGUUACGAUAAAUCCACUGGUAGACCACUAGUAGAGGUACUUAUAGUUACGAUAAAUCCACUGGUAGACCACUUCUAGUAGAGGUACUUAUAGUUACGAUUUUUUUUAGAUGGAUCUUGUGGUAGAGGAGGUGAUAGGAACAUGAUUAUGUCAUAAGUGCUUGAUGAUAUACUUUUGGACACUUCUUGUAAAAUUCUGAACACAUUAUAUUAAUUGAAACUUCUCCUUCUAAGCGGAAAAAUCCAGUGCCAAAAAAGCCGAUAUUAAAGAAGACAAAGGCGAAGACGCCAAGCGUGCUCCCUAUGGUCUCGCAGAAGUAGUAGCUCUCUUCACGAACCUUCGAAUCCGGUGCACUGAAGCGACCACCUUCGUUGCCACUCGUGUGGCUUCUUUCUUGCGCUCACAGAAAAGCGACCUUCCGAAAAAAGCGCACUUCGAAAUCUCAAGGGCAAUCACUUCGAAAUGGAAAAAGGACCAUGACAAGCAUCGAGGCGAACUCUUCGAAAAAUGCGUAAAGGCGGAGAGCAAUAAGGGGUUGGCUUAUGGCAAGACUUUCUCUUACUUUGUAGAAAGUUAUUUCGUUUCGCUGCAUCAGAAUUAUUUCAUCAAAGGCUGGCCGAGGUGAAGAGCGAGUGGAGUUAUAUGAAGUACGAAGAGAUACCGAAAACAAGAAAGGAAAAAUCAGCACCAUGAUUCGGUCUAAAGUCUGGAGGCAUUAUUCUCAUGAUCCACAUUGGUCUUUGAUUCAAAAGUAAAACUCGUUUCGUCCUCGUCCUCUCUAACAAUAAAAAGAAAAGUUAGCUUCUCCAGCAGCAAUUCAGCAGGUCCUCAAGAAAGAGUUGAAGUUGCCUCUCGAAACCGAGACCGUAGAGACGCUUUGCCGCCAGUUCUGCACCGUCUAUCACGGCGAAGAAGAGGAAGCACAUGCUAAAGAAGGGGCCUUAUCGAAAGACGAUUUCGUGAAGUGGUUUUCCAAGGUCUAUUUCAGAGUAGUUCAACCAGUUUUGUUGACAGAAAACUUGUCAUUAGCAGGCGACAAAGUUGCUAAGAUCCGCGAGUUGAAAGCUGGAGAAAUGCUGACUUUGCGUGGCGGGGAUGUGGAGGAAACGGAACUCAAGGGUGGACCAGUCGACUCAAAUAACACUUCUUCUACUACUAAGACACUGAAUCGUGUCUACGUCGAAACUUCGGCUGGAGAAGUCGGCUACUGUUCGAUUCAGGGAAGCAGUGGACAGAGGGCCUUCUUUUAUGCGUAGUCGAGAUCAUGAUCUCAAGUGGACUAUUCUGAGUGGAUAAUUCCCCCUAUUCGUUCCAAGUGCUCUUUAACCAGCGGGAAGAACAAGGGGAAUCCAUGAUCCACUCAGCCAGGACUGAUGAUGUGAUUGCCUACAACUACCUGCUCUAAUUCUUGUCCUACGUUGCGAGUCGUGGAUUCUUCUUGAAGAAUUCAACAGCCUAUCCCGAUGGAACCGAGCUGGCAUUCGGAGAGAUAGUCCAACUUGUGUCGGUUCCGUCAUUGGAGGAUGGUCUCGCGGAUGUUGUAGUUCUGCGAAGGGAAUACGCGGAGAGGAAGUUAAGAAAUGUCGAAAAGGGGUCUCCAUGAGGACAAGGAGGACAUUUUUAGAUCCUUUUUCUAUCUUGUGCAGCACUCCACACCUAGUUUAGUCAUCUUGGCUAGAGUCAAAAGCUUAAGUUCGUCGUGAUUUUGAUUGAGUUCAUGCAUCUUCGAUUUUAGAUCCUUACAUCAUUGUCUACCUUCUCUAAAAAUAGCCGGCAGAAUCGUGGUGAUAGUGCCAGCAGCUAUGAGCAUUGUAGUGGAGAGCAAUUUGGCCAAAUUCGUCUCACCUGCACCGAAAGCAGUGGAGGAGCCUCCGAAGCCCGUUGAAGAAGCAGCUCCUGCAGAGGCAAACGGCGAUGUGGAGAUGAAAAACGAAGAAGGUGGAGAUGGUACUAUUGCUGAGGAGCAGUCAUCGAAGAAAGCAUCGGAAAAGAAACACUCGGAGAAGAAGAAGUCAGCUAGUCCGAAAAGGGCGGCGGCGGAAUAGCACUUGGUAUCUGUAACAAAGGCUGGUUUUAUUUCAUUUUCAUCCUUCUUCCUUACUAUAGUUUAGCAAUGACUAUUAUGAGUUCUACAGGAGUUUGGAUGAAGUCGGAUUGCUCGUUGCCUUGGAUGUCCUCCAGCCUCGUAAAUGGGGUUUUUGCCGAGCAAACAGUAUGUGAAAAAAGUCUUCUCCGCGUUUGUUCACUCUGUUUAUGUUUCACUGAAAGACAGGAUCAAGGUAAAUUCAGCAAGAUAAGCACAAGGAAGUCGGAGGUUCUUAUUAGCCGUUUUCUUCGGUAGUCGUUCACAGCGCUGACCGAUGACCGAAGUGCUCGUAAAUAGCGUGCCUCGUUGGUUGUUCCUUCCCGAAAAACGUGCGUUAUUGUCAACAUCAGAAUACCCCAGACCACACCGAAUCCGUAGAUCUGGUAUCAUGAAACACAGUACUUACACAUCAUGUUAGGAGCUACCCCUGUAUUUAUCAUAAGAAAUAUCUUUGCCCCAUCAUAAGAAAUAUCUUCCAUACAACUGUUCAAAUACGAGGAAGAUACACGCGGCAUAGAUGUUGAACUACUGCGCCUGUGAGGAAUUUUAGGAAGAACAAUCGUAGACCCGCGGAUGUUGACUGUUGCUAUAAAGAUACACAUCACGACGACACAUAAUACGCACAAGCCACAAAAAGAUUACUCAAAUGAGUUCCAGUCCAACGUGUCCAUUCUCGUAAAAAAACAGAUGAUCCAUUUCUUAAGAAAAGGCAAGUCCUGCAAGUUCGAAAACAAGUCAAAAAAUACAAAUUCAAAUACACUGUGAUGAAACAAGAAUGCGAAUCCUGAUUCCAAAUCCAAAAUGUUAGUUUGUUGAUCCUCCACAGUCGUGUUCCAACGAACUGCAAAGAAGUUCCUACAAAGUAAGUCUACGGUGUCAGUAAAAAAAGUCCAAAUUUGCAUGUUUCCGCAUUCUUCUUGUCCGAAGAAUUGAAAUCAUGAGAUGAUGAAGCUUUUAUUUCUCUCAUCACAAGAACUACUCCAUCUCAACUUCUCUCCAUCCAACUCAUAGGGUCUUGAUGCCAG